AUGGAAUAAGAUAGUGUUUAAACACAUUAGAAAUCAAUUUUUAUUUUAGAAAGCCCUAAAAGUAAUUUUGAAAAUAGGUUUAUGAAAUAAAAUCUAAAAAAAUAGAUUAAUUAUCUUUAAGGAGAUGAGGAUUCAAAUGCUGAAAAGGAAAUGGUUUUAAUUUCCGAUGACAUAGGAUCAAAUUUAUACUUUGAAGAGAAUAUAAAAGAUGUAGAAUAAAUGAAAUAAAUAUCAAAAUAAGAUAGGAAAUAAUUAAAUGAGCAACUUAAAGGACUAAUCCUUGAGCCAAAUUUUAAAUAAAAUGAUGCCACAUUUGAAUAAUCUAAUUAAGAAAUUAAAAAGCUAGAAAAUGAAUAAUAACAAUUAGAUCCUCAAUAAAAGAACCAAAAUGAUUUAGAGGAUAAAAAGGCAACUUUAUUGAAACAAUCAACUACAGCUAAUAUAUUCGAAGAUGAGUACUUUGGAGAAGAUUCUCAAAAAAAAGUAGAAAAAAGAAAUAAAUUUAUCAAUCCUGAAACUUUUUAUAGACUCAGAGAUCAUCAUGUUGAUUGGGAUAAUUAAGUGUUUUUUGAGAUAUUUUGGUAUCAUUUACUAUUUUAUUUUAUGGUAGGACCAAUUAUUAAUUUGAUAUACUGGAAGAGAAGAAUUCUAUUUAGAAAUUUGAUGUUUUGGGGUAACACAUCCUCUUUUUAUACUCAAUUUCUCUUCUACAAAUUCAACAUCAUGACAAUAUUUCUUUAUUUUCUUUAAUCUUCUUAGAAUAUAUAUUUAGUAGAAAUAAUUUUUACUAUCAUUAUUAUGGUAUUAAGAUGCUACGUUAUUGCUUGCAAAUAUGCUACUUUCAAUCCAGACAAGAUUAAGCUUUAUCGAGAUUAUAUCUUGACAUAGGAAUUUUUGGUUGCAGAUUUUUAUCUUGCUAGCUGGGUAGACUAAGAUGACAGAACUUUAUAUAAAGAAACUUAUAAUGCUCUUUAAAGAGGUGAAUUAGAUCCCUCUAUGUUUUACAUAUCCUUCUUUGUUGAACCUUCAACUCAAUCUUAGGAGGAGAUAGCAUAGUUAAAUGAUAAUAUUGCAAAGCACCACUUUUAUACUUCUUCUAAAUAUUAACCUUUGUGUAUUUUUCCUCUUCAAUAAACUUAGUAUUUUUUUGGGUAUUCUAUUUAUGGCUAUAUUAUUCGUAGUUUUACAAAAGAAAAUGGAAGAAAAAUAUAAAUUUUAUACUCUAUGGUGCUAUCUAUAAUGAGAACAUUGCUUCCAAUAGUAUAUAGAUAUAUAUAAAGAUAAAAUUUUGAAUUUAAACCUAUGGAAAUUGUUCAGAUAACUUCUAUGUCAAUUAAUAACUUUUUUGGAUAUUUCUUUUCAUUUGUUUUUCUCUUUUUCUAUAUUCGAGAUAUGAGACUUAAAGAUUACACUCUAACUUAAUGUAAAUUGAUGCUCUAAGUAAAAAAGCUCCAUUUAAAUGAAAAAAAAAUCCUACCUACAAUAGAUAUCAUAAACCCAUAUUCUUUGAAAGGUUGGUCGAUUUUAAGAAGAAUAUGCUUAGAUUAUGGGAAAUAAUAUAUUUUAAGAAUUUAAGCUUAUUUAACAAUUUAUUUUCUAUAAAUUUUUAUAACAUCAAUUAUUUUGAUGCUUUGGAUUUUAAAAGUUUAUAAGCUUGAUGAUAUCUAUCCUGUAAUCUGCUUAUUUGAGCUAAUUGUUACUUUUUCUAUCUUAAUGAGUAUAUUAUAUUUAGGUAGUAUGCUUAAUGAGUGCUUUGAUUAAUUCAAACUAACUCUUGGAGACCAUAAAGUAUUGUUUUUAGAUAUAAUGAGAAUGAAAGAUGUUUAUUUUUAGGAUUAAAAUUUUACACCAACAAAUUUUGUGCUUAAAAAAAGUUUGUUAAAAAUAAAAAAUGCUUUGAAUUUAAAAAACUAAGAAGUUAAUGAUGAAAACAUAAACGAUUAUUUAAACAAACUUCUAAGUAGUAUAUCUGAUUGUGAAAAUGAACUUGAAUAAGACUAACGAAGCUAACCUUUUACACUCUAUGGAAUAAAAAUGACCCUAGCUUUAUUUCAAUAAUUGUGUAUUGGUAUUCUAACUUUAGCUGCUGGUUUUAUCUAGCUUUAUUUAUUUAUUAACAAAAAAAUUAGCCUUAAUUGA
Messenger RNA from Tetrahymena thermophila SB210, 2139 nucleotides. RefSeq names its product transmembrane protein, putative. The record is from RefSeq and is a predicted model, not a curated record. NCBI's taxonomy places the organism in Eukaryota, Ciliophora, Oligohymenophorea, Hymenostomatida, Tetrahymenidae. The transcript has 5 exons.